Messenger RNA from Capsaspora owczarzaki ATCC 30864, 1840 nucleotides. RefSeq lists its product as hypothetical. Bases 28 to 1485 code for a protein of 485 amino acids. NCBI's taxonomy places the organism in Eukaryota, Filasterea, Ministeriida, Capsasporidae. The record is from RefSeq and is a predicted model, not a curated record. Gene Ontology annotation, cellular component: endoplasmic reticulum. The transcript is spliced from 13 exons. Gene Ontology annotation, molecular function: ubiquitin binding.
UCGCUUUUUCUGAGAGAGUUCCCCCCAAUGGAUACCACAGAGGCCUCCUCGUCAUCUUCUUCUGCUUCUGCUGAUGCUGCUGCUGCAUCGUCGUCUUCGGCAGCUGGAUCUUCAGCGCCCGGCACGGACGAAGAUCGCUCGCAACUGAUUGCACAGCUGCAGUCCAUUACAAACAUGGAGAGCACCGACCAGUGCCGCUUCCUGCUCGAGGCGCACGAUUGGAACUUGCAGACGGCAAUUGUCACUGCGCUGAGCAUGCAAGAUGAAGGCGAUCGUCAUCAGACUCGUGGUAGUGCUCGAUUUGCGGAGGAUUUGGGCGUACAGCCAAACUAUCAGCCAAGCCGAAGGACACCCCGCGCGGCAGAACCUGCAUUUGCACGAACACUAGCAAACCAUCAAGUUGCAGAAGCUCCGGCGGAUGCAGGGCGAGCUGGCUGGCUUCGGGUUGGACCACUGGCAACAAUUUACGAUUACUGUUGGACGGUCGUUUCUACAUUGACGAGCUGGAUUCCGAUUCCGAGCUGGAUCCCGUCAAUGGUUGGGCUCACCAGUCCAGUCGUCGAUCCGCUUGCAGAUGUGACGGCAUUGGAACGCGAAAUCGACGAACGGUUUGGCCGCUCUCAUCCCGGCUUUUUCCAAGGCAGUUAUCGCGAAGCUUCCAACCACAGCAAGCGAGAGCUCAAGUUUUUGCUAGUUUAUCUGCAUUCCCCAUCCCACUACUUGACCGAGAACUUUUGUCGUGGGGUGCUGACGUCGACUGCGUUUACGGACUUUGUCAACGAAAACUUUGUCUUUUGGGCGGGCUCCGUUCGCACGGCAGAAGCGUUCGAUGUUGCCACGCUCCUUCGAACUGUGAACUACCCAUUCCUCGGAGUUGUUGUUCCCCUUCACGGCCAAAUGGUCCUCGUUCACCGUAUCGAAGGCGUUUUGCCGACUGAGACCGUUAUCACCCAACUUCAGACCGCCAUCGAUGCCCACGGCGCCGAGCUUAUCGUCGCCCGCAACGAGCGACAGGAGCGGGCGCAAUCGCAGCUCUUGCGGGACGAACAAGACGCGGCCUACCAGCAGUCGCUUGCUGCAGACCAGGAGAAGGCGCGUCGUCGACAAGCUGAGCAGGAGCGUCUGCGUGCCCAAGAAGAAGCAGAGGCCCAGCAGGCUCGCGCCGAAGAGGAGGCGAUUGUGGCUCGUGAACGCGCUCGCGAAGACAAGAAGCGAGUGCUCGCAGCCGAGCCCGCGCCAAACACCCCUGGCACGACGCGCAUUGUGCUUCAAUUACCCACAGGCAGUCGCUUGGAGCGUCGCUUUUAUGUUGACGACACUCUUCAGCUGGUGCACGACUUUGUCGACACCCAAAACACGGGCCUCACAAACUACAACCUCGUUGUGCGACACCCCGUGCGCACCAUCACCGACCUCUCGACGACACUAGCUCAGGAGAAGCUCGUCCCUAACGCGUUGCUCCUCGUCCAGAACCUGGAUGCGUGAUGAGUCUUCCGAUUUCCGUCUUUCUUUUUUCUUCUUUUUUUCUUUUUUCCUUUUUUUGUUUUAUUUGCGUUUCGGAUUUUUUUUUUCAUUUUUUUUUCUUUUUGUUAUUUCCUUUCUUUAUCAUUCCCUUUAUUCCCUUUUUCCCCUUCUGUUUCACUUUUUUUUUCACUCUCUCCUCUUGCGCAGUUGCUUGCUACCGGUGUGCUCGUGUUUGUCGCUGUCCCGCUUGCUGCUUGGCGAGUAUGUUUGCUGUCGUUGCGUUCUCGUUGCGCAAAAUCCGCAUGAUCGCUGUGGCCCGUCGAACACGCCCUAUGUAAUACACGAACAGUCGAAACCGCGCGAGGUUGGGUUUCAU